GCCUUCACAGAGUGCCAGAAACUGCGAACUAAGUCAAACUACGGAACAAUGCUGGUGCUUCUAACACUUGGUGCUUUAGUUUCACAAGUAUCACCAGCAGCGACCCCGGCCAAGCCACAAGCUAUACGUAGCUGGGAUCAGAAUGCCUGUUCCCUGGUCGUCUGUGGUCCAGCCGAGAAAGGGUUACCAGGGAGAGACGGGAGAGAUGGGAUCCAAGGACCAAAAGGCGACAUAGGAGAGCAAGGAUUGCAAGGACCAAGAGGGAUACUCGGUCCUCCGGGGAAAAUGGGCCCAGCUGGAGCAGUUGGACAGAAGGGGACCCAAGGAGAGACAGGACCAAAAGGAGAUGCUGGAGAAAUAGGACCACGUGGAAUCCGAGGUUUGCAAGGUCCUCCUGGAAAUGCUGGCCCUUCUGGACCAAUAGGCAACAGUGGCCCACAAGGUGAAAAAGGUGUAAAAGGAGAAAGAGGUUCAGGAGGAGCCACCGGAGCACAAGGUCCCCAAGGCAAGCCAGGUGCCCCUGGCCCCCAAGGCGUUAAAGGGUCAGUGGGUGAAAAGGGAGCCAAGGGCAAUGUAGGAGACAGAGGAUUACAAGGAGCAACUGGUGUGCAAGGGCCAGUGGGGAAAACGGGCCUUCCUGGAUCGAAAGGAGAUAAAGGUUCUGUAGGUGACAAAGGCACGAAGGGUGACAGCGGCCUCUCGGAGGUCAACCUUAUGAAAAAACAAGUCAGCAUUCUGGAGGGGCAGCUCAAAGCCCUACAAGCCAGUUUCUCCAAGUACCAAAAAGUGGCAGUGUUCCCAGGUGGCCAAAUUGUUGGCAACAAAGUGUUUGUCACCAGUGGCUACGAAGGCAACUUUGAUGAUCUGAAACAAAGGUGCCUGCAAGCCAGUGGCCAGCUUGCUACCCCCAGGAACGCUGCUGAGAACGCUGCAGUCCAGCAGAUUGCUGUUCUCUAUAAGAAGUCAGUGUUUCUCGGGAUAACCGAUAUCCAGACGGAAGGGAAAUUCAAGUAUCUGAACGGCGAGGCCAUCAAUUAUUCCAAUUGGCUACAGGGAGAACCCAAUAAUGACAAAGGCACGGAGAAUUGUGUAGAACUCUAUGUGAAUGGCAAGUGGAAUGACAAGUCCUGUGGGGAAAAGAGACUGAUAGUCUGUGAAUUUUAGGCCAUCUCUCAUCCAGCGUUCAGCCCAUUUACAAUAAGGAACACAACUUUUAAUAUGCCAUUUGCUUUUUACCUGUAGGCAUUAAAGUAGUCGUGAUUUUGAUAACCCUCACCAAAUCCUUGUGAGGUAGGUCUGUUGUUAUACGUGCAUGCAUGAGGUAGCCAUUGGCAAGUGUUCAAAACAAAACAACUUUUCUGUAAAGGCCAGUUCACACAGGAAGCCACGUAAUGAGGCACAGCUGUAUUAUUACAACUUCCCACUUCCCUGAGGGGUGAGACAUUGAGGGGCAGCACUUCCAUGUUUAGUUUCCUUUGGCUGAGAGAGCGUUGGAAACAUUCUAGUAAUAUUUGCUUUCUUUUACGAAUAUAGAAGCAACGUCUUUUGGAAACAAAUAGACUUCUAAAAAAGGGACCCAGAUCUCCAGAGAACAACUUGUGCAGGCUCCUCAAGGCAUUAUCUCAUUGGAGAGCCACCACCAGUCAAGAGUGGCCAAUUGGACCAAUGAUUCAACUUAGCACAAGGCCGCUUCAUAUUCAUGAGUUGUUCUAAACUUUAGAUUCUAAAGGGAGAGCAGAAGAAGUGAGUUAUUGCUGGUGGGAAUUAGGAGGGAAGCGAAGAAAUGGGAUUUUCUAGCUGCUAGAAUCUGGGACAUAUAUAGCACCUGCCGACAGUUAAGCAAAGUUAUUUGGCUCUUCAGUCAAAGCCAAACUGCACUUUUCCUUGAACCUUUGGGUGGGCCAACCCUACCUCUAGGCAGAAUGAGGCAACUGCCUCAGGUAGCAGGUGCUGUGGGGCAGUGGGGGCAGCCUGCUGGCUGUUCCUCAUGAACUCUCCAGCUGUUUCCCUCUGUUGGAGGUCAGAGCUGUAUAUGCCAUACAACUUGGGCCUUUCUAAACUAGGCUGCUGCCUCAGGUAUGGUAGAAGACACUGUCCCAUUACCAGUAUUGAAGUACGAUUCAACUGCUAGCUUCUAUACAUGGACUGGGGAGGAGCCACCAUCUUGUUGCUCACCUCAAACAGGCCUGACCUGCCUGUUGGCCGAAGGUGGUCUCCUAUAGCAAAUGUAGCCAGUUUUACCUUCACAUUUAGAAGAAACAUUUAGAAGAAUCAGCUCAAGUCAUAUAACGGAUCUAAGGCUGUUCUGGGUGUUACUCUAAAUCAGAAUGGAUUUCUUCAAAUCCUUGUGGAUAACGAUUUAGAACAAACACAAACACACACCAACCAACCAUUGAAGUUCUCCUCUCUCUUAAAUGUCUCUCCCUUGCUGCCCCUAUAUUCCUGGAACUCUCUCCCAGAAUACCCAUGUGGCACCAUCACCCCUCUCUCCCCCACCUUCAAAUCCCUUCUUCACAUCCACUUUUUCUAUGUAGCCUCUGGCUUAACAUCAUCCCUUUCUGAGGCCUUAGCUAGACCUAAGGAUUAUCCCAGGCAAAUGGAGGGGUCGUCCCUGCCUGCUCCCGGGAUCCCCUGUGUGUCAUUUAUAUGCACAGGGAUGAUCCCGGGACAAUCCCGGGAUAUAGGCCUGGUCUAGCCAUGGCCUGAAUUGAAGCUUAAGCAUUCCUCUCCUAUUACCUCCCCUCUCCCUUUCCUCCCAUCCUUUCCCUCUUCUGUCUCCCCUUCUGUCAAAAUUUAGUCUGUAAGCUGCUUGGAGCAGGGCCUGUCUUCUUGCUUGUGUUACUGUGUAAAAUACUUGUGUACAUUGAUGGGGCUUUAUAAAUAAAUCAUCAUAUCGUCAUCGUCGUCAUCGUCAAUUUUCCACUUCAGGCAUACUUUCAGAAAGAAAUGGAAGGUCUCUUAAAUCUGAAGUCUAAAGAAUGGUGUGGUUUGAAAGCCACAGCACUUUU
Messenger RNA from Elgaria multicarinata webbii, 3008 nucleotides. It is a transcript of the gene SFTPD, whose product is annotated as surfactant protein D. Bases 49 to 1164 code for a protein of 371 amino acids. Gene Ontology annotation, molecular function: extracellular matrix structural constituent conferring tensile strength. The transcript is spliced from 8 exons. Gene Ontology annotation, biological process: extracellular matrix organization. The record is from RefSeq and is a predicted model, not a curated record. NCBI's taxonomy places the organism in Eukaryota, Metazoa, Chordata, Lepidosauria, Squamata, Anguidae.